UUUGAAUGAGCAGCUCUGCAAAAGGGGAGGAAGCAGGGCGAAGCAGAGAGGAGUGACUUUCUUUCAAAAAUAGUUCACUUCAUCGCAGCAGCAGCAACCGGUGCAGUAGCUGCUGUGGGUGUGUGUGGAGGGCGACAAUCAUGGCUCUUUACGGAAAUAAAUAACGGGACUGGUGAACGAUUACAUCCUAACUUAGGUGGAGGUCACAAAAAGAGCGAAGGGGAGUGAAGAAACUUGGUUGCGGCUGAAGUCGGUGCCACACGGGUCCUGUGUUGAUGUAUUUGGACGCGAAUACCUGCCAAGAAUAGUCCCGGUUUGCUUCUUUAAUUUGCCAAAGGAACUUUUGAGCUGCUUGGUUCACCGUCAGAACACGACGUCCUUCAUUGAAGACCCCCCCCCUGCAGUCCUGCGUGACCUCCUGACCCUGAGAGGAUGGUGAUGGCGGAAGGGACCCAGAGAGACAGAGGGAGGAUGGCUCCAAGAGCAGAGGGGAGACAGAUCUUCGUAAAGCUUGGGGAAGAGGACUUUGAUUCCAUUCGUCUCUGUACGUACCGGACAGCCUGCAAGCUCAGAUUUAUACAGAAGACAUGCAACUUGCAUCUGAUCGACAUUUACAACGUGAUCGAGGCGGUGCGCGACGCUGGGCUGAACGCAGUAGAGCUCAACGCUGGUAUCUCUGUUACCAGACUGGAGAACCUGGUUUCCUCCCUGUUCAACCAGCUGAGCAAGCGCCUUCCCACCACACACAUCAUCAACCCGCAAGACAGCACCGUCCUCCUGGUUGAAUUCAUACUGGCCGCCAUUGAUUGUGAACCAGAAAGCCGUCUGACAGUUCUCUCUGUGAAGGCGAUGCUCUCUAUCCUGUGUGGAGGCAAUCUGGUAGAUAAAAUGCGCUAUAUGUUUUCUCAGGUAUCUGACUCCAAGGGUGUCUUAGUUCCUUCCAAGUUUGACAGUUUUUUAAGAGAGGCUCUCAAGCUGCCCACUGCUCUACAUGAAGGCCCAUCCUUUGGAUACACACACACUGUGGCUCGCUCCUGUUUCCCACAACAGAAACGGGUGAUGCUCAACAUGUUCCUGGACAUUAUAGCUGAGCCUCCUGAGUGUCUCAUCUGGCUGCCUCUGAUGCAUCGCAUGGCCAACGUGGAGAAUGUUCAUCAUCCAGUUUCCUGCUCCUACUGCCACAGUAACGAGAUCACUGGCUUCCGCUAUCGCUGCCUCCACUGCCGGGGUUAUCAGCUCUGCCAGAACUGCUUCUGGCGUGGAAAUACCAGCGGCUCUCACAAAAGCCAGCACCAGAUGAAGGAGCACUCCUCCUGGAAAUCUCCAGCAAAGAAGUUCGGUCGAGCCUUGAGCAAGACUCUGGGCUGUGUAUCUUCAAGGGAACCACCCCACCCAAUUUACCCUGAGGAGCCAGAGAGGACCCUUAACCUCACCAACAUAGUCCCCUCCAGACCGAUUGGGAGCACCAAUGAGGCCAUGUUGCUGUCUUCGUCAGUGCCAGAGUCCUCCAAGAGUUUGGCAGCAGCUCACAGAAUAAACGAGGAGCACGCUCUGAUUGCAGCAUAUGUCAAUCGACUGCAGAGCAGCCCUUGUGGUCUAGACAGUCCUAGCAGGCAAGAUGAGGAGCACAAACUGAUCGCUCGCUACACAUCCCGACUGGCAGAGACGGAGAGCACAGGAAUGAUUCCAACAAGGAGCAUCAACUUUGAUGUGAACAAACAGAAGAGGGAGCUCAUUGCUCAGCUGGAGUGCAAAAACCGAGAGAUCUUGGCAGAAAUCAAACAUCUCCGUGCAGAGCAUGACGCAGCGUGUCAGCCGAGCUCAGAGAGGGGCAGCACCAACCCAGCUCUGCUGGCUGAGCUUCGGCAGCUCAGACAGAGGAAAGAUGAACUGGAGCAGAGGAUGUCGUCUCUGCAAGAGAGCAGGAGGGAACUGAUGGUACAGCUGGAGGGGCUGAUGAAGCUCCUCAAGGAUGAGGAACAGCGACAGGCAGCGCAGGCAGCUGGUUCUUCUCACGCUUCCCCCUCUCGACCGAGCCCGUCAGCCGUUCGCUCAGCAGGCGCUCCGUCUCCUCAGGCCCACAUGUACCAUCCUCAAGACUCCCUCGCUGGGGUCGGCGGUGAUGUACAGGAGGCUUUUGCUCAGGGCCCAAGAAGGAACCUGAGAAACGACCUUCUGGUAGCAGCCGACUCCAUCACCAACACCGUGUCCUCGCUGGUCAGAGAGCUCCACUCUGAUGAAGGUCGAGAGGAAGAGGAGAGGUUGCUGAAUGGAAAAGACAGAGCAGGUUAACAUGCCGGCAGAAUAUGUAGGAAAAAACAUACUGGUGUUUCAUCAGUGCCAAAGACGACUGACCCCACCAGGACUAAAAUGUAUCCACAGUACCUGUUGGUCAGCAGUGGGUGGAUUCAGUCUCCUUUGCCAAUCAACCAAUCAUGAUGCUGGACACCAAACGACCGCUGUGGGGUCUCUACUGAUGAAUAGUUGUGGUUUUUUGUGUGUCUUGUCACAGUGUUUUCUAUUGUUGUUUUGAUUUGAUCUUGCAUAAUCAAAUGAGGAAUCUGAAACCUACUGAAAUGUUCUGUAGCGUGUGUGUGUGUGUGUGUUAGAGUGUGCGCCCAUGCAUUGUUUAGUUGGAAGAGGGUCGAGUAAGUGGGAGAGACUCAGAAAGGAGGAUGUGAUUGAGAAGGAUUUUAGGGCCGAAAAGUUUUUGGAUUAGAAAGGAGACGUUAAAGAUGAAAACCAGAGGAAAACAAAUUAAAGAAAGUUGAAAAAAGGAGAAGUGAGCUGAUAAAUUUUAUGUUUGAGCACUGUGUGCUUUAGUAUUUAUUACUUUGAAUAGUUUUUUGGGGUUUUUAUGCCAUGUAUUCAUGCAGUUUGAGUCCUUUAUGUGUAUAUGAGAGUGGUCCUGCUGAGAAAUUUAAGCUUUAAUGGGCUAAUUCCCACCAAGCUAUCUCAUGUGGUUGAGGGGAUAAAGACUGGUGAUCUUGUUCUUGGUGUCUGAAAUAAUAGCGUGUACAAAUACUUGGACAACACGCUUCCCCUAACUGUACAAAGUGAUGCUACAGUAUGGACAGAAACCAAAUAUUAUAGCCCGACUCUGGUUCUAGCACUGUAAAAAUGAACUUUAAUGUAUUGUGUCUAGUGAUGAUGUCCAUUUUUCAACAAUUUCUGUCUGAAAUAAGGAUGCAGAUGGAGCCACAGGUGCCAUUAUGGCAGCUCAAAGUGUCCAGUUUUUACUGUGUAUUCUGGUACUGCAGCUAUCUGAUUACUCUGUAUGUGUGUGUGUGUAGGUUUCAUCAACAGUAAAUGUUUGUAAAACCAACAACGUUUGAAAUAUUUACCUCGACCACUUGAAGAAUCACAGUGCAUGGUAAAAGUAUUCACUCCUCUUAAACUUUAAUACAUCUCGUCAGGCUACAACCACAGCUUGAAUUUGUUGUUCGAAGAUCUUAGGUGGGCUGAAUGCGAAUGUUCGGCUCACAUCUGAGUCGUUGCUUUGUAGAAAGUUUCACUGCAACUGCUGCUGCACGUCUUUUUCUUUGCACAUCUAGAGACUGAAACUUUUCUUUGCCAAAUCUUCAUCUCAAAGCAUCUCUCACUCAGUCAGAUUGGAUGCAGAGCAUCUUUGAGCAACAUUUUAAGUAUUGCCAUAGAUUCUCAGUUGGAAUUUGGGUCUGGACUUUGACUGGACCAUUUUAACACAUUAAUUUGGUUUGUUCCAAACCAUUCCACUGAAGAGAUGACCAUAUAUUUAUGCUUAGUGCCCCAGUCUUUUGCAGCUGGUUUUAUGCUCAAGAUAAGCAUUCCCACAGCAUGAUGUUGCCACCACCAUGUUUUACUGUGGGGAUGAAGUGUUUAUGGCAAACCGUUAAUUUUCUGACUCAGAAGUUCAAGUGGCAUGGGUACUUUUGUGAAGCACUGUAAAUAUCUGGUUAAGAUAACCUUGUCUUAACUAGGUUUGGAAGCUGUUGAUCCCAAAUUAAAUCUUUCAACAUUCUGUCUUAUUCUUAUCUGUCGCUGUUUUUCUUCCUUGAGUUGAAUAUUUUUUUUUAGCUCUUAACCAGUUCAGGACAAGGUCAUCUAUAUAUGAAGGGAUACACUGAUCUAAAUCCAAAACUUUAAGAUCUGCUUUUUAUUUUUUGCAUUAGUUGUUCAGGUUUUGAUGCUUUUAUUUAAAACUUUGAAUCCACACUCUCUAGGUGGGACUGAGCUAUAUAUAAAGAAGCAGAAACAACAUGCUGUGGAUAUUACAAAGAACAAUCAAAGAUGAUUUAUUAUUAUUAUUUUCAUUUAGGUUCUGACAGCAAGUCCUUCUGGUUACAUUUACUGUCAAACUAAAUAAAUGCAGUUUCAGCAGUUUUAUUUUUUACUUUAAAGGUUUGUUAAAGCAAAGCUGAGGCAAACAUGAAAUAUGACUUUAAUUAAAUAAGCAUUUAUUGAACAAAUCUUAAAUUAUUUAGAAGUUGUAGUUUGGUGCGUUUAAAUUUUUUAUAAAGUAACCAAAUGACUAAAGCAGCAUUUUGUCAUCUUACACUUAAUAUUAAUGGUGUAAUUAAAGUGUCUUUUAGUGUCUAAAAGCUACCUGGCUAAGCCAACUCCUUACUUUGCUGUCUUGUUUUGCUUUAUGUAAAAUAUAAGUGACUGUUUAUGAGUUUGAGUUCUGGGGAUGAUGAACUACACCCAUUAAUCCAAGUCAGCAUGCAAAAACAAAUGUUUGAACCAAAGAUGUUUUAUUUUAUUUCAUUCAACACACAAUGUAUUUUUAUCAACGCAAAAUGUUUCAGUGAUUUUCAGAGUUUCCACUCUGUUUGGAAGCUGAAAUCCCACAUUUUGCACAUUUUGUUUCGGUUUUCACCAGAUCUUGACUGUGUUUGACUGACCCGGAUCGUCACGUUUACAGUCUGCGCCGUGAUUGACCGACUGUAUAAAUGAUUCAGCGAAAGAACAAGCUCACGUUUCUCCAUGCAUGUUUAACAGUGACUAAGAGUGUGAGUAGACAGACUUUCCCUGACAUGAAACUGUAAACACCUCGAGCUUUGAACCUGCUGGAAAAGACGAUGUGAGUGAAAAGUGUGCAUCUGUGUUUCAUCUGCAAUAAAUAUUUAUCAUCAA
Messenger RNA from Girardinichthys multiradiatus, 5115 nucleotides. RefSeq names its product dystrobrevin, beta a (gene dtnba). Bases 433 to 2292 code for a protein of 619 amino acids. Gene Ontology annotation, cellular component: plasma membrane; synapse. The transcript has 23 exons. The record is from RefSeq and is a predicted model, not a curated record. Gene Ontology annotation, molecular function: zinc ion binding. Gene Ontology annotation, biological process: synaptic signaling. NCBI's taxonomy places the organism in Eukaryota, Metazoa, Chordata, Actinopteri, Cyprinodontiformes, Goodeidae.